AUGGAGCAGGAUCUUGGAAAAGAAGCAAAGCUAGGUCUUGAUGUCGCGCAUCUUGAAUCUAUUGCCUAUGCAGGCUUCUCGGACGAAGAGGCCGCAAUCCUACGUGCGUAUGAAGGAAAACGAGGCAAGCAGGUUAUGAGAAAGGUUGACCGACAUAUUAUUCCUGUUCUCGGAUUGCUUUAUCUUUUCUCACACGUUGACCGUUCGAACCUGGGUAACGCGAAAAUUGAGGGGAUGAGUAGGGACCUGAACCUUGUUGGGAACCAGUACAACAUUGCAAGCACUCUAUUCUUCGUUCCUUAUAUCAUCUUCGAGAUCCCAUCGAACGUAAUGCUCAAGAAGACACGUCCAAGCUUUUGGCUUGCAGCUCAGGUCCUCACUUGGGGCAUUGUGAUGACAUGCAUGGGCGCUGUUCAAGGUUUCGCAAGCCUGACUGCAUGUCGCGUAUUAUUGGGUAUAUGUGAGGCGGGAUUCUUUCCCGGCGCUGUCUAUCUGGUUACACAGUGGUACCCACCAAAUGUGAUCCAACAACGCCUGGCUAUUUUGUAUACGGCUUCGGCCAUUUCGGGAGCAUUCAGUGGACUCUUGGCCUUUGCUAUAUCGAAGAUGGACGGCAUUCGCGGGAUUGCAGGCUGGCGAUGGAUCUUUACAUUGGAGGGUAUUGUCCCAUCCGCAUUCAGCCUGUUCCUUCCACUUCUGCUUCCAGAUAGUCCCGAAAAGGUGGGCUGGCUCACAGCAGAGGAGAAGCAAUAUCUCGAUCUUCGCUUCCGACAGAGCGGUAAUCGGUCCACCACCGGAGAAGGAGAUAAAUUCUCUUGGUCAUUGCUGCUCAAUACAAUGCUAGACUGGAAGAUCCUUCUAGGGGCGCUAAUGGGCAUGGUCAACGCCGCCCCUAAUGCGGCAUUUUCCUACACAAUGCCCACAAUUAUCAACAAGCUGGGAUUUGAAUCGCAGGAUGCACAGUUACUGACAAUUCCACCGUACUUCUGCGGUGCUGUCUCUAGUUGGUUGAGUAGCCGACUUGCUGAUCGGUUUACUUGGCGUUUCCCAUUCAUUGUCGCUCCAAUGGCCUUGCUGCUUGUAUCUUUCUUGAUACUCUUGAUAUUGUCAGCUAAUGUUGACGCCUACAAAGGCCCAAUGUAUUUUGCGAUCAUUCUAGCACAAAUCGGCAUUUAUCCGUUGCUGCCUGGAAUCUCGGCCUGGACCGGGAACAAUCUUCCCCAGUCUUGGAAAAGGUCGAUUGGUAUCGCCUGGCUAUUGGCUGCAGCAAAUACUGCUUGCUUCAUUGGAACAAAUGUAUUCCUUGAUAAUCAAGCUCCACACUAUGUGGUCGGAUAUGGUGUGUCACUUGGGAUUAUCGCCAUGGGAAUUAUUGCAGCUUGUUCACUUGAAUAUGCAUUGUGGCGCUUGAACCAGCACAAAAAUGGUAUUUCUGAGAGUGAAGUUCGUGAGACUUAUGCUCCGGAUCAGCUGGCAGCCAUGGGCGAGAAGAGCCCUAUUUUCAAGUACACGCUGUAA
Messenger RNA from Aspergillus tubingensis, 1518 nucleotides. RefSeq names its product MFS transporter. The record is from RefSeq and is a predicted model, not a curated record. Gene Ontology annotation, cellular component: membrane. The coding region runs from base 1 to 1518 and encodes 505 amino acids. The transcript has 5 exons. Gene Ontology annotation, molecular function: transmembrane transporter activity. Gene Ontology annotation, biological process: transmembrane transport. Lineage: Eukaryota; Fungi; Ascomycota; Eurotiomycetes; Eurotiales; Aspergillaceae.